CAUUCGCUCGUCGCCCUUCGGCAGUCGUCGGCGGACCGGCCGGAUGGAUGAGUGUGUUCACGUCAGUCUCGUCGUUGCAAUCACUUAAAUGUCAAAUUCAAUGAUUCCGAAAGUCAGUUUGACAUGUGCACCGCGACAUCGUAAACAUUAAUAAUGUAGCGCGUUUAAAGUGUUUGUUAAAUUAGAUCGGCUAAUAUUUCGCGUUAUCCAGUAAGAAUUCCCGUAUAAACAGACUCGUUUUCGUUUGUGAUCGUGUUUUGCCAAUCCGCACCUAAUGUGCCGCGGUCCUGCGAACGUUUCAGCUUCGGUUCGAUGGACUAUGGCAGGAUCUGAUGGCGUGUUGUGGAGGGAGUACUUAAGAUAGGAUGUCAAAGUGAUUCACGAUGGACCGCGUGAGUGGAGUGUGUCGGUUCGGCGGAGUGGUGUCGGCGGUCAGCAGGAGGAGCGGGCGCAGCCGGCGGCGGCUGGCGAGCUCGGCCCCGGCGCCCGACUGCAGACCGGAGACCCCGCGCCGAGGGCUAGGCGCCGUACUCAUCCUCACCUGCAUCGUCGUCUACCACAACUGCCUCUACUGCGGUUUCGUGUUCGAUGACAUCAAUGCUAUAAAAGAAAAUAGAGACUUGAGACCUCAGACACCAAUUUCGAACAUCUUCCUGAACGACUUUUGGGGAACACCAAUACAUAAGGAGCAGUCACAUAAAUCAUACCGUCCUCUGACGGUCCUGACGUUCCGAUGGAACUACGCCGUGCACGGGCUGCACCCGGCGGGGUACCACCUCGUGAACCUGCUGCUCCAUGCCCUGGUGUCACUCUUGUACUACAAGGUGUGCGCAAUGUUCCUGCCGGAGUUUGCAAGUUUCGUGGCAGCCAUGCUGUUUGCCGUGCACCCGAUACACACCGAGGCGGUGACGGGCGUGGUGGGUCGAGCGGAGAUGCUGUCCUCCGUGUUCUUCCUCGGAGCUCUGCUGUGCUACGCUCGGGCUGCAAGCAGGAGGAGAUGUACAGACUGGCGCUACGUGGCCGCGUGCGCAGUGUGCGUGGGCGUGGCCAUGCUGUGCAAGGAGCAGGGCAUCACCGCCACCGGCGUGUGCGUCGUGUACGAGCUCUUCGUGGCGCAGAAGCGCCGUGGAACCAGCGGUGGCAAUCGUUGGUCGUGGCUGGAGGCGUGGGGUAAAGGGUCGGGUUGGGGCUACGCGUGCGGCGAGGCCGCUCGGCGCGUCGUCACCCUGUGCUGCGCCAGCCUCGCCCUGCUGGCGGCCAGGCUGCACGUGAUGGGCGCUCAGCUGCCAGUGUUCACGAGAUUUGAUAAUCCAGCCGGAGCCACUAUUGGGCCUGCUAAGCAUUUGACUUUCGCUUACCUGCCCGCGCUGAACGCGUGGCUCCUCGCGCUGCCCGAGGCCCUGUGCUGCGACUGGACGAUGGGCACAGUGGCGCUGCUGGAAUCGUGGCAAGACCCCAGGAAUCUGGCCACCGCGGCGCUGUUCAUUGGCUUGUUGGUCGCCGCGAUCCACGCGCUGCGUACACGGUGUACUGCUUUGUCUAUGGGCCUAGCGCUCCUGGUUCUGCCCUUCUUGCCAGCGUCCAAUCUCUUCUUCCCGGUGGGAUUUGUGGUGGCCGAGCGCAUCCUCUACAUGCCCUCGAUGGGCUGGUGCAUGCUGGUCGCCCACGGGUGGCGUCUGGCCGCCAAGAAACACGCCAAGACGGCCGUGGCUGCACUCAUAUUUAUACUCUUCGCCUUUAGUAUCAAGACUUACGUCAGGAACUGGGAUUGGAAGACUGAAUAUUCUAUUUUCGCUUCGGGUUUAAGGGUGAAUCGCAACAACGCCAAGCUGUAUAACAACGUUGGGCACGCUUUAGAAGCGGACGCGCGAUACACGGAGGCCCUGGAGUUCUUCAACACGGCCGUCAGCGUCCAGCCUGAUGACGUCGGCGCCCACAUCAACGUCGGCCGCACCUACAACCAUCUCGGCAAAUACCAAGAAGCCGAAGAAGCAUAUAUGAAAGCCAAGUCUUUACUGCCUAAAGCUAAACCCGGCGAGUCGUACCAGGCCAGAAUAGCCCCCAACCAUCUGAGCGUGUUCCUGAACCUUGCCAGCUUGAUAUCCAGGAAUGCCACGAGACUGGAGGAGGCAGAUAUGCUGUACAGACAGGCGAUCAGCAUGAGGGCGGACUACACUAGGGCGUAUAUCAAUAGGGGCGACAUUCUAAUAAAAUUGAAUAGGACGAAAGAGGCGCAGGAGGUGUAUGAAAAAGCGCUUCUGUAUGACAGCGGCAAUCCGGACAUUUAUUACAAUCUGGGCGUGGUGCUGCUAGAGCAAGGCAAGGCAUCGCAAGCGCUGGCGUACCUGGACAAGGCGCUGGAGCUGGAGCCCGAGCACGAGCAGGCGCUGCUCAACUCCGCGAUCCUGCUGCAGGAGCUCGGCGCCGCCGACCUGCGCCAGGUGGCGCGCCAGCGCCUGCUCAAACUGCUCGACAAGGAUUCAACGAACGAGCGCGUGCACUUCAACCUGGGCAUGGUGUGCAUGGACGAGGGCGACGCGGAGUGCGCGGAGCGGUGGUUCCGCGCGGCCGUGCACCUCAAGCCGGACUUCCGCUCCGCGCUAUUCAACCUGGCGCUGCUGCUGGCCGAUCGCCGCCGCCCGCUAGAGGCCGCGCCCUUCCUCAAGCAGCUAGUGCGCCACCACCCCGACCACGUCAAGGCGCUGGUGCUGCUCGGCGACAUCUACAUCAACUCCGUCAAGGAUCUGGACGCCGCUGAGAGCUGCUACCGGCGCAUCCUGGAGCUGGAGGCGGACAACGUGCAGGCGCUGCACAACCUGUGCGUGGUGGCGGUGGAGCGCGGCGCGCUGGCGGCGGCCGAGGAGUGCCUGGCGCGCGCGCUGUCGCUGGCGCCGCGCGAGCACUACAUCCGGCGGCACCUCGCCGUCGUGCGCGCGCGCUGGAACUACAUCCCGCAGCAGCCGCCCGACCCGCACGAGGCGGACCCCGAGUAGAGCCCCGCGCGGAGGCGUUCCGUUGACGAUCAGGGUAUUGAAAAUUAAAAGUCGCUCCGCUCUUUCCGAUCUGAAUUUGAAAUUUGCUAAUGACGAGCCUUCGUCGCUCCCGAUUCGUACCUGUAAAAAUCUGUAUUUCUCGGUAUCGCUCUGUGAGGGGACGAGUCGAUUAAUAAACCGCUAAUGUC
Molecule: messenger RNA, 3181 nt
Organism: Cydia amplana
Lineage: Eukaryota; Metazoa; Arthropoda; Insecta; Lepidoptera; Tortricidae
Gene: Tmtc3
Product: protein O-mannosyl-transferase Tmtc3
Exons: 14
Coding region: 384-2993 (869 amino acids)
Biological process (GO): protein O-linked glycosylation via mannose
Cellular component (GO): endoplasmic reticulum
Molecular function (GO): protein binding; mannosyltransferase activity
Source: RefSeq, a predicted model, not a curated record